CAUCUUCCGGCUAACUGGGCCAGGCUCAAAGCUAGCUAGUAUCAUUAGAAGGAUUGGAGCAAGAAUUGUGCCAGUAUGGGCUCAAAUAUAUGUAGGAACCAGGCACAGGAAAGCCCAACCAAAGACCAACUACUAUCUACGAAAUGUUGAAUAAACGGGGGACUGCAAUGAUAGACAGAAAGAUUUUAAGGGACCUGUUUAGGAAUAAUCUCAUAGUUCGGUGGCCAUAUCGUCACUUAACUAUUUAUAAAUUGUUGAUAAUUGAUAAACCCUAAAGCCCAGCUGAUUGAUAAUAGCAAAAGCAAAACUCUCAAUCCGAAGAAGGGAUUUCUUCGAUUCAUUUCGCCAGCCAUGGUCGUCGCUUCAAUCGUCUCGCGUUCCGUCCUGCACCGGCGGGACGCCGUCAACCCUUUCCUCUCUCGAUCUUUCUCUUCCGCUGUCUCUUCCUCGCACCGACCUCACCCUAUAUUCCGCGCUCUCCGACCUCUUGCCGCCGUCUCCGCGAAUCGCUCCCCGGCCUCCGCCUCCGCCUCCGCCUCGGAUCGCUGCCUGGCUACACGGACGACUUCUUCCUCGCUCAACGAUCCUAGCCCAAACUGGUCGAACAGGCCCCCGAAGGAGACAAUUUUGCCGGAUGGCUGCGAUUUUGAGCAUUGGCUCGUGGUGAUGGAGAAGCCGGAGGGAGACCCUACUAGGGAUGACAUCAUCGACAGCUACAUCAAAACCCUAGCUCAGGUCGUUGGCAGCGAGGAAGAUGCUAGGAUGAAAAUCUACUCAGUUUCAACCAGACACUAUUUUGCAGCGAGGAAGAUGCUAGGAUGAAAAUCUACUCAGUUUCAACCAGUCAACCAGACACUUCCCCCACCAGAAGAAGACAAAAGGUGGGGGAAGUGGAAGGGGUGGGGCCGCGUAAGUUUGUUUUUAUUUUAUUUUUUGUUAUUAUUUUAAUAGUUUAGUGUUUGUUUUUAGGGUUUAGUGUUUAUUUGUUUGCUUUUAUUUCUUCUUAAUUAUGUUUAGGUUCAACUAUCAAUGUAACAACUUUCUUGUAUAAAUUAUUGCAAUUUCGUUAUUAAUGACGUUAAUUAGUGAUGAAAAAAUUAUGUUCAAAUUAGAAAAAAAUUAUAUCGAAAUGUUCGUAUUCAUUAAUUAUCACUAACUAUAUAAAAAUAAUGAUCAUUAUAUAAAAAUAAAAUGUUGAAAUCAACUAUAAAUUGAUUUUAUAAAAAAAGUGUUCAACUAAUUACCCCCUUUUCCCAUACUAACAUUGUGACCAAACCUUCUCAUUUCCCUCUUUUCCCACCUUUCCCACCCUCCCACAUUGUGGAUGGUCUGAGUAGGGGUGUCCGUUCGGGUUCGGUUUUUUAGAAGUUAGAAUACAGAUCAUGCACCAUAUCAUAUACUAUAUUGUUCAGAUCACAAUAGUACGAUGCAAUCUGGAUCAGAAAUACCACGUUCAACAAACCUUACUCCCCCUCCCACCAAUCCUCGUAGGUGUCCAUACAAAAAAAGUUCAAUGACCAAUAAAAAGACCAUUCCAAUUGAUGGCCUCUCAUUUCGUAAGGUUGGAGAUCGAGUGCUUCUGUUAGGAGCUCGGAAUAUGACGAUGGGAUGUUAAAAGCAUGAGCUAUCUUUUGAUUUAUUAUGAGCCUGAAUAAUUGAUUCAAUAGGUUCUUCCCAAUAACCACUAUCGCUGAAUAGAAACAUUAAACUAAAAGUUCAUACAAAAUGAACACUUAGGAAGAAGAGACCAUAUGUAGAUAAUGAAGAACCAUAAGAUUGUGCCCAUUAGACUUGAGAUGGACACUAAGAAAUAGUGAUCCGUACAAACCGGUAUUUUAAUAUCCUACUAAUAAUAAUAAAGAUAGCAACCACAACUCUUGCGGCCACUUGCUUAAAAACGUUGGAACAUAUCAGAUACGUGUUCAAACAUACCUAUCUUCUCUAAUUAAUUUCUGCCAUUUCUCACCAUGUUCAGGAAUCCACACUUUCACACUUGACUUGUCAUCCUUACUCUCUGAACUGUGCCUAGUUGCAUUCACCUCCGUUCUGAAGCUGGAUUCGAAAACAACAUCUCGGGUUUCACAGCGAGCAAUAUCGAUCACAGUGUGAGUGAUGUUGCAAGUUUAACAACGCCACGGUGUUCAACAAUAUCGCAAGAUUAACCACAUUAUAGUAAUUAUAAGUAACGAAGUAGUUCUAAUACUACUUCAUAUCGAGACUAUUAAUGGAGAGUGGAGAAACGUUAGAGCCUAAAGCAAGGUUAUCAAACUGGUUUAAGUCAUUGAGCCGGUUAAGCAAAGGGUGUGAGGUUUAAUGGUCUGAUCGGGAUCCGGCCUGUUUGAGCCGUUUUAGGCGUUUUCUAAAUACAUGUACAAAUAAGGUAAUAAUUAAAGAUUUAAUGACUGAAAUAAAAUAUAUCUUACAUAUAUCUAUUAAUAACUUAUUUUUUACAAAAUAAAUCUACCUAACUGACUCACUCCUACUGUCACUCUAGAAAAUGACCAAGUGUAACCACUUCCUAAAGCGUAGUAUAGCGGGUUUGGGUUUUAAUAUCAACUCGGGUCCUAGAUGUGAUGACUACUCAGUGAAUUCUUAUUAUCUAGCGGUGAAACUUUAGUGCAGGUUCAAACAAGCAAACAAGUAAAGCAAGCAAUUAAAC
Molecule: messenger RNA, 2659 nt
Organism: Linum trigynum
Lineage: Eukaryota; Viridiplantae; Streptophyta; Magnoliopsida; Malpighiales; Linaceae
Source: the annotation of a GenBank genome assembly